GGGGGGUCGGUGCCGGCAUGGACGUUUCAGGGCAGGAGACCGACUGGCGGAGCGCCGCCUUCCGGCAAAAGCUGGUCAGUCAAAUUGAGGAUGCCAUGAGGAAGGCUGGCGUGGCCCACAAUAAAUCCAGCAAAGACAUGGAGAGCCAUGUGUUCCUGAAGGCCAAGACCCGGGACGAAUACCUCUCUCUUGUGGCCAGGCUCAUUAUCCACUUUCGAGACAUCCAUAACAAGAAAUCUCAAGCAUCUGUCAGCGAUCCUAUGAAUGCACUACAGAACCUGACUGGCACCCCUGCCGCAGGAGCUACUGGACUUAGCAUGGCUGCUCGGGGUCCAGGGCAAUCCCUGGGUGGGAUGGGUGGCCUGGGCACCAUGGGGCAGCCACCUCCAGGAACCUCUGGAAUUGCCCCACACAGCAUGGCCGUCGUGUCUACAGCAACACCACCAACUCAGCUCCAUCUCCAGCAGGCGGCGCUGCAGCAGCAACAGCAGCAGCAGCAGCAGCAGUUCCAGCAGCAGCAGGUGGCACUGCAGCAGCAGCAGCAGUUCCAGGCCCAGCAGAAUGCCAUGCAGCAACAGUUCCAGGCGGUGGUGCAGCAGCAGCAGCAGCAGCUCCAGCAGCAACAGCAGCAGCAGCAGCACCUCAUUAAAUUGCAUCAUCAGAGCCAGCAGCAGAUCCAGCAGCAGCAGCAGCAGCUGCAGCGGAUGGCACAGCUACAGCUUCAGCAGCAGCAGCAGCAACAGCAGCAGCAGGCACUACAGGCACAGCCGCCCAUGCAGCAGUCACCAAUGUCGCAGCCUCAGCCUCCGCCUGCCCAGGCCCUGCCACAGCAGCUGCAGCAGCUACAUCACCCACAGCACCACCAACCACCGCCACCACCCCAGCAGCCACCGGUUGCCCAGAACCAACCCCUGCAGCUGCCACCACAAGCCCAAACUCAAUCUCUGGCAUCCCAGGCACCAGCCCUGACUGGACAGAUGCUAUAUGCCCAGCAGCAGCUUAAACUUGUCCGUGCACCAAUGGUGGUGCAGCAGCCACAGCAACAAGUGCAGCCGCAGACAGCCGUGCAGACACCGCAGGCCACUCAGAUGGUCGCCUCUGGAGUCCAGAUGAUCACCGCAACCAUGGUCCAAGGCGGGAUGCAAGUAAGAGCCCGGUUCCCACCCUCCACCGAUGUAUCAGCCGCACCGCCAGGCACCCUUCCCGCAGGUGGACAGCCCCCGGCUCAGGUCAGCCAGAGCAGCCUCCCCAUGCUGUCCUCGCCAUCACCAGGACAGCAGGUGCCAACUCCACAAUCCAUGCCCCCACCUCCCCAGCCAUCGCCACAGCCUGGCCAGCCUGGCUCACAGCCCAACUCCAAUGUCAGCUCCGGCCCCGCCCCGUCCCCUAGUAGCUUCCUGCCCAGCCCCUCACCGCAGCCUUCCCAGAGUCCAGUCACCGCACGAACCCCGCAGAACUUCAGCGUCCCUUCCCCUGGGCCCCUCAACACCCCAGUGAACCCCAGCUCGGUCAUGAGCCCUGCCGGCUCCAGCCAGGCCGAGGAGCAGCAGUACCUGGACAAGCUGAAGCAACUCUCCAAGUAUAUUGAACCGCUGCGGCGCAUGAUUAACAAGAUUGACAAGAACGAAGAUAGGAAAAAGGACUUGAGCAAGAUGAAGAGCCUCCUGGACAUUCUAACUGACCCCUCCAAGCGAUGCCCCCUGAAAACACUGCAGAAGUGUGAGAUCGCCUUGGAGAAACUCAAGAACGACAUGGCUGUGCCCACACCACCGCCACCCCCCGUGCCGCCAACCAAGCAGCAGUAUCUGUGUCAGCCCCUCCUGGAUGCCGUCCUGGCCAACAUCCGCUCACCCGUCUUCAACCACUCCCUGUACCGCACCUUCAUGCCGCCCAUGGCAGCCAUCCACGGUCCACCAAUCACGGUCCCCUCCGUGUGUACCCGGAAGCGCAGGUUUGAAGAGGAUGAGCGCCAGAGCAUCCCCAAUGUGCUACAGGGGGAGGUAGCCCGGUUGGACCCCAAAUUCCUGGUGAACUUGGAUCCCUCUCACUGCAGCAACAACGGCACCGUCCACCUGAUCUGCAAGCUGGAUGACAAGGACCUCCCAAGCGUGCCACCCCUGGAGCUCAGUGUGCCAGCCGACUACCCCGCACAGAGCCCACUCUGGGUUGACCAGCAGUGGCAGUACGAUGCAAACCCCUUCCUGCAGUCGGUCCACCGGUGCAUGACUUCACGGCUGCUGCAGCUCCCCGACAAGCACUCAGUCACAGCGCUGCUCAACACCUGGGCACAGAGCGUCCACCAGGCCUGCCUCUCAGCCGCAUAG
Molecule: messenger RNA, 2324 nt
Organism: Elephantulus edwardii (Cape elephant shrew)
Lineage: Eukaryota; Metazoa; Chordata; Mammalia; Macroscelidea; Macroscelididae
Gene: MED15
Product: mediator complex subunit 15
Exons: 18
Coding region: 18-2324 (768 amino acids)
Biological process (GO): regulation of DNA-templated transcription
Molecular function (GO): transcription coregulator activity
Source: RefSeq, a predicted model, not a curated record